AUGGUCAAUCCUGUUGUUCUCACUCUUUGUUUAGCUCUUCAAGCGCUGGCCCGUCCGCAAGGCCCUUGGCAAGGUCUCCCGCAGGUUCGCCCUCAAGGUCCAUGGAGCCAGUACAACCAACAUGGACAAUGGAACCAUCAUUACGUCCCAACAACGUCCUCGACAUCGGCAUACGCUCAAAUUUCAUCCUCUUCGAAGGCGCAAGCCCAGAAGAGCGAAAGCACUACGAGCUACCGCACUGGCUCUUUCACAACUUCUGGUUCCGCAUAUCCUUCCGGGACUGGAAUCUCCUUUGGGACAAGGACAGCCGUGGGAACGGGCUAUAUUCCUGGGACAAGCCUAGCCUCGGUCCAAUCAUCGCCUACUGCGGUGGUCACAUUCUCCAGUGAGACAUCUACAGCAUCCACUAUCAGUACCUUUGGCUUCACUGCGGCAUCCAAGCAGAUCUCGACGCCAGUCGGAGCAUCCGUCGCCACAACUGCGGCCUCGUCGAACAGCCCAACAAGUACCGAAUUCGUGAGAGGUGUCAACAUUGGAGGCUGGCUACUUGUUGAAAAGUUCAUGAAUGGUGAUGACCUAUUUACCGGAAACGGAGAAGACGCGGUCGAUCAGUGGACGUUAGAUCAAACCAGUGGAGCCGCCGCUGCUCUGCAGAAACACUGGGACACUUAUUUCACCGAGGCAGACGUUCAAACUCUUAAGGGUUACGGCAUCAACGCCCUCAGAAUCCCUAUUGGCUUUUGGGCUUAUGACAAUACUGGCACACCAUAUGUUUCUUACGGGAUUGGACAGGGGGCAGAUUCUUACCUCGAAAAGGCGAUAGGAUGGGCUCAAACUGCAGGCCUUAGGGUCUGGGUCGAUUGCCAUGGUAGCCCGGGCGGUCAGAACGGGUACGAUAAUUCUGGUCACAAAGGAGACGUCGAGUGGCAACAAGGCGACAACCUCGCCAAAUCGAUUGCGGUUUUAACUACCAUGGCCCUAAAAUAUGGCUCCAAAGAGUACAGUGACACUGUCAUGGGUAUAGAGCUUGUCAACGAACCGAUAUCGUGGGGUAAUAACACCCUCAGUACCACCCAAACAUGGGCUCAAGAGGCGUAUCAUGCUGUCAAAGCCAAUUCUACCAAUGAGAAUCUGAUGGUAGUCAUGCAUGACGCGUUUGCCCCUAACGGUCCAAGCGAUUGGACCACCAUUGCCAAGUCUCUAGGCCCAAGAGGAGUCUUUGGAAUCGACACACAUAUGUAUCAAACUCUUGUUGCUGCAGACAUCGCUCUUACACAAGCUGAGCACAUCACUACAGCGUGUCAACGAGGCAUGGCACUCAGUAGCGCAAAUGCAUUAGCUCCGGUCUACGUGGGCGAAUGGUCUUCCACGACGAAUGCCUGUAUCAAUCCCGACGGAACCAGUACAGCUGGCACUUGCAGUACUGAAGGAUGUGUAUGUGUGACUGACCCAAUGGAUACGUGGACGGAUGUAGUGGUGGAGGAAGUCAGGAAAUUCGUGGAAGCACAACUUGAAAGCUUCGAGGCUAGCACGAGUGGUUAUAUGCUCUGGAGCUGGGCAGUAAAUAUCAAAAAGCUGACCGCUUCGAUAGAUGAUGAUAUGGGGACGUGGUCCAUCAAAGACGGGAUUAAUAAGGGAAUUAUUCCAACCCCAUUAGAUGACCCAAGUCAACGCAAAUAUCCAGGACAGUGCAGCUCUUGA
Molecule: messenger RNA, 1701 nt
Organism: Letharia lupina
Lineage: Eukaryota; Fungi; Ascomycota; Lecanoromycetes; Lecanorales; Parmeliaceae
Exons: 7
Coding region: 1-1701 (566 amino acids)
Biological process (GO): glucan catabolic process
Cellular component (GO): extracellular region; cell surface
Molecular function (GO): beta-glucosidase activity
Source: RefSeq, a predicted model, not a curated record